Molecule: messenger RNA, 2154 nt
Organism: Danaus plexippus (monarch butterfly)
Lineage: Eukaryota; Metazoa; Arthropoda; Insecta; Lepidoptera; Nymphalidae
Exons: 5
Coding region: 181-2037 (618 amino acids)
Biological process (GO): monocarboxylic acid transport
Molecular function (GO): monocarboxylic acid transmembrane transporter activity
Source: RefSeq, a predicted model, not a curated record
GACAAAGUAGCCGCGCACAGGUCUCCCGAUACUGUCAAUAUGUUAUAUGAAUAGUUGUUAAUGCGUCAUGCUUGAGCGAAGUUCCAAUACUAUUGUGUUGAACACAUGAUCUGCUGUGAAGUGUUUUGAUAAUAACUAAAAUGGUUACGAACUUUUUAUAUUAAAAAGAAAAACACCUAAAUGGAAGGUGACCAACAAUCAAAGGGCUUUUCAUGGCGCUGGCCGCUGCUCAUAUCCGCUAUAUUUUUAAAUAUAUGCAUUCCAAAUCUAAUUUUAUCGUAUGGCGUCCUAUGGGUUCAGUUGGCGAGUAAUGAAGUGCCGCUAUGGGUAGGCCUGGCUGCGCCGUCUUCAUUUCUAUUUGUGUAUGGUUUGACACAAUGUUGGUUCAGAGAAGCUGCGGAUUCUUGGGGUGGACCAGUGGGGUAUCGAGUGAUGACUGCCACCGGACUAUUCAUAAUUAUCUUAAGUUUGAUUAUUUGUGCCUUCAUUCCGCUAUAUUUUCAACCGGUCGUUUAUGGAAUACUUGGAGGUUUUGGAGCGUCUUUGAUUUCCACUCAAGUUGAUGCAGUUUUGUACGAGACUUACGACUCUCGUCUAGGACUCGUAAGGGGCAUGUGCUUUACUGGGCAGGCCGUUGGACUGUCACUUUUUCCUCAUAUUUUGUUUGUUCUCACAAACAUUUACGGCUAUGUCUAUUCUUAUAUUGUACUUGGAGGUAUCAUGCUGCAAACCUUACCCGCUAUUUUGUUACUGAAGGUAGAUGAAACAAAAAAAUACGCUUAUUUUUCUAAUUAUAAAGAAUUGUCACAGACUUUAACAUGUUAUAAAAAUGAAGGUAUUGAAAAUUUGUUCGGUACUGAACUGCAACUGCAUAGCUUAACAAAGAAAUGCUGGAAGAGUCCAUCAGACGAUAAUUUACACCGGGUAGAUGAGUUUGAUUGUGAUGACGGUAAUAUUUUGGAAACUAUAACUCCGCCGCCCAGUCCAGAAGAGAAAAGAAGAAAUGUAUUUGGUGUUGAAAUCCUUCCUGAAAUUCCAGAAGAAAGUGAAACUGACGAAAUAAGCAUCUCAGAACUUAGUUUAAGUGUAAAUAAGAAACGUUUAAGUAACGCUAUAAAAAGAUUUAGUACUUUGGGAGAUAAUAUAGACGAAUGUAUAACAAGCCAAGUGAGGAAAGAUUCCUUAGGAAAUAUUGAAGUAAAUGAAAACACUGAAAUAGAAGUAACUUACGACACUAUAGAACCUAUAACAGAUAUUCAAACGGAGAAGCUUUUUAAUUCAUUUGGAUUUAGAAGUCGAACGACAUAUACUAAUCUGAAAAGAAAAUUUUGGAUACCUUCGUACAAAUUAUACAAAGCUAAGCGAAGAUUUAUGUACCUGAUAUGUACUAUAAAUGAUACAUUUCUGAAGCCCCUUACUAGAUCGUUAUCUUGCGGAGCAUUUUAUCCAGCCCUGUUACUUAAUUUCACCAAAUUGAGUUUAACUGUUCAAACAGUACUUAUGCCAGUGAUUGCAUCACGAAUGCAUCCGAAUAUACCAAUACUUGAGGCAAAUUUUCUCAUUUCAUUACAAGGCUUUACUUGGAUAUGUUUCGCGAUAUGCACACCGUGGUUGGUUCAAACAAAGAGGAGCAAUUACAAAUACAUUACAGUUUGUGGUCUAGCCAUAUCAACGUGUGCUUGUUUUGUGUUCUUGCGAGCUGAAAACCUAGACCUUUUUUCCAUUGGUUAUGUGGUAGCGGGCUUCGGUUACGGAAUUAUAACAUCAAGUUGGGAGAAAACAGCGCACGAGUUAGUCGGAACCCGGAAAUGGGCAAAAAUUCAUAGUACCUUGGAAACUCUAUCUGCGGCUCUGAUAGCUCUAUUUUGUGUAGGACUCUCUUUUGUAAUUGGUAGAGACAACGGUCUUCAAAUGUCCCUUUUAAUUAUAGGUGUAACUAUGUCCGCUAUUUCUUUGAUUUGGGCGAUCAUAGUUAUGGUAUGUUUAUACAAAACCAAAGUCAAGUCUUAUGGAUUGAAACGAAAAUGGCUGGUAUAAACAUUGUAAAUCAGCUGUUCUCGCAAAUUGCUAACGACAAUGUGAUAUUUUAUUUAAGGAAAUUAACUUAAAAUCAUAUAAAUAUUAAAAAGUUGUAUAUAAAUAUGCAUUAAAUUA